Messenger RNA from Uranotaenia lowii, 4880 nucleotides. It is a transcript of the gene Nox, whose product is annotated as NADPH oxidase 5. The record is from RefSeq and is a predicted model, not a curated record. Lineage: Eukaryota; Metazoa; Arthropoda; Insecta; Diptera; Culicidae. Gene Ontology annotation, cellular component: NADPH oxidase complex; plasma membrane. Bases 412 to 4644 code for a protein of 1410 amino acids. The transcript is spliced from 16 exons. Gene Ontology annotation, molecular function: calcium ion binding; superoxide-generating NAD(P)H oxidase activity. Gene Ontology annotation, biological process: defense response; superoxide anion generation.
GCUAGCGUUACGACGAGCCUGCUCUCUCCCCGGUCGGAAAUCGGUGCCUUCGGAUUUGGUUGCUGUCAGUAAAAUACCUUCUUGGUACUUGGGUGAUUUUUUGUUUCUGUGUUUUUUUUUUUGAAAAGUGCCUGAUUUUUAACAUCUCAAAAAGAAAUAAUUUUGUGAUUUUGCGAGAAAAAGUUGUCUAAUUAACUGUGUUUGCACAGAAAAGUGUUUUUUUUUUCAAAUCAAGAUUUCAUUCUAUCCUAAUUGGGUGUCAGGUGCUGUUUGAAAAUCGAUCACGUGUGGGUUUGAGUGGAAAAUUUUUGCCUAGCCAAAAAUCAUGCAAAAAUUGAUCAACAUCUGAAAGUGUGUGCGUGUGCGUGCGUGAAAGAAAGUAAAUAAACAUCGUUGAGACAACCGUUUACCAUGGAAACCGUACCAUCGAGUUCAAACGCGGAAUCGCAGCGACAGCAAAGUCUCGGCGUGGGCAACGAAAGCGAAAGUGAAUCCGGAGUGAAACUGUCCGAUUCUCGUUCUCCGUCGCCGCAGUUGCCCCACAAGGCCCCCAAGAAGGUAUCCUUCUCGGACGAACUGCCGCAGGAGAACGCGUCCAGCAACAAUACUAGCAGUGGGAUCAGUGAAAAUUCUAACCUCAACCCACCGACAACCUUGACCCAGAAAAGUGAAAGUGAUCGAUCGUCUCCAUCCCGCAUGGAACCGAACCCGUUUGUGUUUGUGCUCCAAAAGAAUGGAAACUACCUUAACAACUUGCAUCAACUGGACUCAGAAUCGAAGAAGAAUUCUGCUGUCGAGGAACCCCCAUUCGGACUUCCGGCUGCAAUAAUCCGGGAUACUUUCCCGAACGAGCGCCGCCUUUCGAUUCAUUCGACAGGCGCCCCAGAAGAAAGUGGAAGUGAAGUUGACCUUGGCCAACAACCUGCCAAGAAGCCUACUUCGAUCUUGAAAGCGACGACCGCGGAACCAUCACCCGGGGUAACCCCAAAACAACAACAACAACAACCAUUCGAUCCGAUUUCCGCCGGGCUAGUGAAUGAUCUGCGGGCCCAAAGUGAUCUGGUGAGUGCGGCCAUGUCUGGUGGUCCACCAAACAACAAACCCCAGAACCUGGCCGACAGUGACAAGAUCGAGAAGAGCGUGGCGGUCGCACCAGCGGAAAUGCCUCCACCGGAAACCGGUGUCAGUGCGAUGGAGCUGGAAGUGCGCCGGGACAAGCGCCGCUGGCUGUUGAUUUCGGAGCUCAGCGCAAUCUGUGGCGAGGACAAGCACACCGUCGACGGGUUCAAGCGGAUCUUCCGAGAACAGACCUUUCUGCAGAACCUGUUCCGGCUCUUCGAUAUGGACAAUGAAAAUUACCUGGCCCAGGACAAGUGGAUCGAACAUAUCAAAGGGCGCUUGACAGAUGAAAAGCAGAUCGAUUUUGCGGAACAAAUCGAAUCGGUUGCAUACGUGCUGUGUGGCGAAGGAACCGUAACCUACGAUAAGUUCAGUCAAAUCUGGCACGCCAAAGGGAUUCUGGAUAAGCUGUAUCGAUUGAUUGAUGUCGAAUCGGCCAACCUGUUAUCCACCAACCAAAUCAUGGAGUUCAUAUCAAAUCUCACCAACUCAAGGCCCCGCACAGGCUUCGACAAAUCAUCCCUGGAACGGUUGGAGCAACUUUUCAUCAAAACCGUUGGCAACGAGAAGGAAAUUCGCCGGGAGGAGUUCAAAAAGAUCGUCACAUCCAAGAAUCCAUUCUUCACGGAACGUGUCUUUCAAAUAUUCGAUAAAGACAACUCGGGAACGAUUUCCUUGCAGGAAUUUAUCGAUGCAAUCCAUCAGUUUGCCGGCCAGUCUCCGGAGGAUAAAAUUAAAUUUUUAUUCAAAGUAUAUGAUUUGGAUGGCGAUGGGCUGAUACAACAUCUGGAGCUGCAACACGUAAUGCGAGCCUGCAUGGAGGAGAACGGAAUGCGCUUUUCAGAGGAUCAGAUCGAAGAUCUUACCAUGGCCAUGUUUGAGGACGCCGAUAAGUACAACCGGGGGGCCAUCACAUACGAAGCGCUCAAAUCGCAGCUGGAGAAGCACGGGGGGCUACUGGAGAACUUGAGUAUCAGCAUCGACCGCUGGCUGGUUCCACUGCCUCAGGAGAAUGCCGCGGCGACCAGGAAAAAGCACAAAAAGAAACCGCUGCCCCACCAGCUGACGGCGCCGUACAUUAAAAAUAAUUACGUGUACCUCUCGUUCCUGGCCGUCUUCAUCGUGAUCAACGUGGGCCUGUUCGUUUCGCGUGCCAUCCAGUAUCGGAACAGCAACGGAUUUGUCAUCCUGGCGAGGGCCUGCGGUCAAUGCUUGAACUUCAACUGUGCCUUCAUCCUGGUACUGAUGCUCCGGCAAAGCAUAACCUUUCUUCGGACCCGCGGCUUUACGGCCUUCCUCCCGCUAGAUCAGCACAUCUAUUUGCACAAACUGACCGGGAUGCUGGUGGCCGGUUACAGUUUGCUCCACACCAUCAUGCAUCUGUUUAAUUUCACCACGAUUGUGGUCAACGAUCCGGUUAUCAACGUCAAGAACUUCACCACGGCCGAGUGGCUGUUCACGACUCGGCCUGGGCACUUCGGACUCAUCGCGGGAUGCGCCAAUCCGACCGGAAUGGCCCUGUUCGUGAUCCUGCUGGUGAUGUUUGUCUGUUCGCAGCCAUUUGUGCGACGAGGAGGCAGCUUUGAAGUUUUCUACUGGACCCACCUGUUAUACAUCCCGUUCUGGAUACUGGUGCUGUUCCAUGGGCCGAAUUUCUGGAAAUGGUUCAUCGUACCCGGCUUCAUCUAUCUGGUUGAGCGAACCGUUAGAUUAGUUUGGAUGCGAACAGAGCACGGCAAGACGUACAUCUCCUCGGGACUGCUACUUCCGUCGAAGGUCACUCACCUCGUCAUCAAGCGACCGGUUCAUUUCUGCUUUCGGCCAGGGGACUACGUCUUCGUCAACAUUCCGGCCAUUGCCAAGUACGAGUGGCAUCCGUUUACGCUGAGUAGUGCCCCCGAACAGGAAGACUACAUUUGGCUCCACAUACGAGGGGUAGGCGAAUGGACCAAUCGCCUGCACGGCUUCUUCGAAAAAGAACAGGAGCGUCUACACAAUGGUGAAAUCCCGGCCGUCAUUGCAGGAUGUUCCACGGCACCGUCUUCCUCACACAGCGAAGUUAUCCAGGAGAAACCGAAAGAAAUCCCGAUGAAAUUUUCCGCAGGACACCCCAAAAGCGCCAGCCUCGAAUCACCGCUAGCCAAAACCACAGACAAUUCGUUCGAAAAACCCAUCAUCAACAAGCGACAUCCUCCGGGAACUUCCAAGCUCGCGAUGGAGAGCUACACGGCUCCGUCACCACAAACACCCCCGAAAUUCGACCGACAACUUUCGGAGAACAAAGCGAUCCGAAAAAUUCAAGCCACCCUGCAGCGAACCUUCUCCCGGAAGGAUCAGUUCCGAGGCAAUGGAGUGUCCAACGAAGCCUUCACCGGCGAUGACGGUCUCGAUGAACCGAAACGGAAAGUUACACCGGAGCACAACCUGCACAAGCUGCUGUUCCAGCAGAAGGUUCCCCUGGAAAAAUCUCUCUCCAUGCCCGACAUUCAGAACAAAGUGAAAAAACGAGAAAGGAUGAUGGUCCUCCGCGAGUACAUGCGUUCCGAGUCGGAGCGAUCAUUCGAUGAAGUACAGAUACGGAAAGCUCGCAUGCAAGCCCUCGGACUAGCAUACCUGAGUCCGCAGAACAAAUCUCUGGCCCAAAGUUUCCGAUACAUGCGCAACAAACCCACCAUCAUUGCCUUCAAAACACCGAGCCUGGAGAACUGUGAACCCCGUGACUCGACCAAUUCGAUCGUUGUUUCGCCCGGUGUUUUCACACAGAAAGAGGCCGAAGAGGGCAAAAUCAUGCACGGGCAUCGGACGACAACUACAACCAUGACCACGACCGUCACAUCUCCCCACAAACCGGGUGCCACGGACGAGGACAAACUUCAGCGACCGGUCAACUACCCGGUCGGAAAACCUCUGGAAAUCUACAUCGAUGGCCCGUACGGAGCGCCCUCGAGUCACAUCUUCCGGGCCCAGCACGCCAUCCUCAUCGCAACCGGCAUCGGCGUGACGCCCUUCGCCUCGAUCCUACAAUCCAUCAUGCACCGAUACUGGAAGGCCCGGCAUUGCUGUCCCCGGUGUAGCUACGAGUGGUCCAGCGAAAUUCCGCCGACCAUCAUGAACCUCCGGAAGGUGGACUUCUUCUGGAUCAACCGGGACCAACAGUCGUUCGAGUGGUUCGUCAAUCUGCUCUCGCAGCUGGAAAUCGAACAGGCCGAACUGGGCGGGGCCAUGGAGCGGUUUCUGGAGAUGCACAUGUACAUUACCAGUGCGCUGCAGAAAACGGACAUGAAGGCGGUCGGACUGCAGCUGGCCCUCGAUCUGCUGCACCAGAAGGAAAAACGUGAUCUCAUCACUGGCCUCAAGACGCGCACCAAUGCCGGUCGGCCCAACUGGGACAAAGUGUUCAAACAGAUCCAGGACCAGAAGAAGGGCAAAGUGACCGUUUUCUACUGUGGGCCCCCGCAGCUCGGCAAAACCCUACGCUACAAGUGCGACCAGUUUGGAUUUCAGUUCCGGAAGGAGGUGUUCUAGGAGCUCACUCUGGAGCCGUUAUUCUAUCUAUAUAUUGUAGGAUCAAUUCAAUGUGCUAUCUACGUUUCAUUUUCAAGAAUAAUGUUAAUAUUAGAUAUCGAACUUAUGCCUAAUUAUUGUCGUUUUAUAAAUUAUUGUAAUAUUUUGUUACCCAUUCCAUACAUCUUCUGUAAAAAAAAAUCUGUCUUAAUUUAUUCUUAAUGAUUUAGCCCUAAAAUAAACGCUGUCAUCAUCAU